AUGAAGGCCUAUGAUAGGGUUGAUUGGGAGGCUUUAGGUCUUGUUCUUCUCAAGUUAGGUUUCUCUGAGGCUUGGGUUAAAUGGAUCAAUGCUUGCAUUUCUUCUACAAGAUUCUUGGUUUUAAUCAAUGGUUCUCCUUGUGGUUUUUACUCUUCUUCCAGAGGACUGAGACAGGGGGAUCCUCUGUCCCCUUUCCUGUUUAUAGUCUUAGCUGAGUCCUUUAGCUGGGCAAUUAAGGCUGCAAAGUUAAAAGGACUAUGGAAGGGGAUUGUGAUCCUUGGGUUUCCCAUCUCUAUCUCACAUUGUUUAUUUGCAGAUGAUACUAUUCUUUUUGGUCAGGCUUCCUUGAGGGAGGCAAAUACUAUAAAUGGAAUUAUUCAAAAGUAUGCAACUUUUUCAAGGCAAAAAGUGAAUAUUGAGAAGUCAAAAAUAUUCUUCCUUAAUACAUCACAGUUAGUUCAACAGAGAUUGCAGUCCUUUUGGAGUUUUGAACCUAGUAUUCUUCCUUUCCCUAUUUACCUUAUGUCAGUUUUAAAAGCCCCUAAAUCGGUGAUUGUGAGCUUGCAGGACACUCUUAGGUCCUUUCUCUGGAGUAGUAAUAAAGAUGGGAGGCAUAAACUACCUCUUGUAGCGUGGGAUAAUGUUUGUUUGCUUAAGGAUCUAGGGAGUACAGAUUACUUUGAGGUAAUUCAUAGUGGAGAUCUUAAGAUGGCUAAGUCGAAGUCCAUUGAGUUCUUGGAUGUUGAGAAAGAUCUCAAAAUGCAUUAUGCAAAGGUUUUGGGAGAAAGAAUGAUUAUCCUAUCUGAGUCCGAAGAUGAACUUGUUUGGACAAGGAAUAUCUCAGGCAAAUAUAUGGUUAAAGAUGGAUAUAAUUCUCUUAUGUCUGUUAAAGACUCAUCCUCUUGGCCAUAUAAGCUUUUUUGGCAUUCGACCUGUCUAUCGAAAGCUGAGGCUUUUUCCUGGUUCUCUAUUGACGAUGUUCAAGUUUCGUGUAAACCCUUUGGGGAACCAACAAAAUCCACCACUGAAACACAAUCUGCACUAUUGGAACUACUUCUGGUAACAAUCCGUAAUACAAAACUCACACAAUAA
Molecule: messenger RNA, 1092 nt
Organism: Cryptomeria japonica (Japanese cedar)
Lineage: Eukaryota; Viridiplantae; Streptophyta; Pinopsida; Cupressales; Cupressaceae
Exons: 6
Coding region: 1-1092 (363 amino acids)
Source: RefSeq, a predicted model, not a curated record